Messenger RNA from Danaus chrysippus (African queen), 1284 nucleotides. The record is from the annotation of a GenBank genome assembly. NCBI's taxonomy places the organism in Eukaryota, Metazoa, Arthropoda, Insecta, Lepidoptera, Nymphalidae.
AUGAUCGCGGGCGAUGACACACAGAAUGUAUUCAAUGCUAGUAAUAUCGGUUCAAAUGACACUUUCAACUUCUUCGACGACGCUAGACUGGUGUCGCUUCUCAAACACAGAGGCACCAACCAAAGCACUAACAUCGGCGAUUGGUUGAGAGCGUUAGAAGAUUUAAGGAACAAAUAUAACAUAUCACUCGUAAAGGAAUGCGAUCGUUCUGAUUACUGUUCCGGCGAAUUUAGAGAUUUAAUUCUCGCUUACAACAGCAUUCACGGAUAUAUAAGUCUAUUAAUAUGUUUAUUUGGUAGUCUUGCCAAUGCAUUGAACGUAGUUGUUCUGACGAGGCGGGACCUCGCUGCUGCUCCCAUCAAUCGUCUCUUGAAAUGGCUUGCUGUAGCUGAUGUGUUCGUCAUGAUGGAGUAUGUGCCGUUUGCUGUUUACAGAUACCUGUUGUUUCCCGGUCAACAAGAGCGUCCGUACUCCUGGGCUGUCUAUAUGUUAUUCCACAUGCACUUCACACAGAUCUUACAUACAGCGUCAAUACUAUUGACGUUAUCCCUCGCUAUCUGGAGAUACAUAGCGAUCAAAUACCCAUCUCACGGAGCCUCGUGGUGCACAGAGCGACGUUGUUCAAUCGCUAUCAUGACUAGCUUCCUACUACCUCCAAUACUAUGCGUUCCAUCUUACUUUGUGUUUACGAUACACGAAGACUACACCUUUGAUCGUCCACCGUCCAAAGUUUAUUACGUGGAUUCCAAUUACGACGGCAAACUUUACCAGAUCAACUUCUGGGUUCACGCGGUGGUGAUCAAGUUACUGCCGUGUGUUAUCCUGACGGUGAUAAGUGCAUGGUUGAUACGAGUUUUAUAUAGAGCUAAUAGUAGAAAAAGAGCAUUAAAAGGUUACAGUGCUUGUCCGGCGAGCACAGUCGUCAAUGGUAAUGGAAAUGUUUUCACAAGGAAACCUACAAAGAGAUCAAAAGCUGAGCGAAGAACUGAUCGCACUACGAAAAUGCUGGUCGCAGUUUUACUUCUGUUUCUUCUUACUGAAUUCCCACAAGGAAUUUUAGGUCUGAUGAGUGGAACUUUGGGCAGGUGCUUUUUCAAGCGUUGCUACGAUCUCUUCGGAGAGUUGAUGGAUGCACUGGCUCUACUUAAUGGAGCUAUUAACUUUGUUCUAUACUGUUCAAUGUCCAAACAGUUCAGAACUACAUUCCGUCAAAUAAUGUGGAAUAAAUGUACACCCGCACCACGAGCUGGUUCUCAUACUGAACUACAAACUACAUACGUUUAA